Solanum stenotomum is the source of this 432-nucleotide messenger RNA. RefSeq names its product serine carboxypeptidase-like 2. The transcript has 2 exons. Gene Ontology annotation, biological process: proteolysis; secondary metabolic process. Bases 16 to 432 code for a protein of 138 amino acids. Gene Ontology annotation, molecular function: serine-type carboxypeptidase activity; acyltransferase activity, transferring groups other than amino-acyl groups. Lineage: Eukaryota; Viridiplantae; Streptophyta; Magnoliopsida; Solanales; Solanaceae. The record is from RefSeq and is a predicted model, not a curated record.
AAGCAAAAUAAUCUUAUGCAUUGCUGCAAUCUGUUUUCAGUUCUUGUUGUUGUUGUUGCAGAAGUAAUACAUUUUCCAGAGUGUGUUGAGGCUGUUGGUGCACCUGUUAAGUUUCUUCCAGGAUUCCAAGGGCCACUUCCUUUUGAACUUGAAACUGGGUACAUAGGAGUGGGUGAUUCAGAUGAUGUUCAACUAUUCUACUACUUCAUUAAGUUUGAAUCUAAUCCAAAAUCAGACCCUCUUAUUUUAUGGCUAACUGGAGGCCCUGGCUGCUCUUCUAUAUCUGGCCUUCUCUUAGAGAUAGGUCCAAUAACGUUUGAGCCAGCGGAAUAUAAGUUGUAUGAUUUUAAUAGAUGCUUGGUGGAAUUAACCCUGCGCACAUUUUGGAGCCCACGUGUAAGUUUGCUUCACCAAGGCCACAGAGAUGGAUAG